Messenger RNA from Darwinula stevensoni, 4459 nucleotides. NCBI's taxonomy places the organism in Eukaryota, Metazoa, Arthropoda, Ostracoda, Podocopida, Darwinulidae. The record is from the annotation of a GenBank genome assembly.
ACAUUUUUAUGUUCCACUUUUCAUUCACAAGCGAGGAGUAGCCCAGACAAUGAUGUGGCAGCAGGUGGAGUGAAUACAUCUGUGCAAACGUAAAUCUAUCUAGCACGAGCCAUGACCUCUGCAUCUUUCAUGCUGAACUCCUUUGAGUUGGUUGGCCUUCCACUGUAGCAUCUGCAUCAGGCCCCACCCUCCAUCAGCUGGUUUCUCUCCAUGAAGGAACACGUGUCUUCGGCAUCCUCAUCCGACGAUUGUCAUUUGGCCAUGUUGAACCAUCCAGAAGAUGUCAGUUGAGAUUCCUGUCAUCAAAGAGGAGCCAUCAGACUCCACAUGCCUCAAAGUGGUGAAAAUCGAGGACGAUGCCCAAUCUGGGGAUGCCGAAGAGAGUAUUCUCGGGUGUUCUUGGUUUCCAGUUGAGAGCUCUGGAAAUGCUUUGCACAUGGUGUCUACUGAACUUACUGAGUCAUCACCUUUUCAUCCUGAAGAAUCAUUGCCUGAGAAGCAAGAGUCACCUGUGUGUAGUCCUAUACAUCUUCCUCCUAUAGCAGCACCAAGAAGUGAUGUGCAAGUCGUAGAAGUGAAUGUUGAACAUGUCACUGGCUCUGUUACUGACAAGUGGUACAAAUUGAAUGGUGAUUCUCCUGGUGGCAUUGCCUCUGACAAGGGCAUCAGAAAGAGUGCAAGGAAGAAGCCAGAUGUUUCUCAUCGAGCAUCACUCGAAUGUAGUAUCUGUAGCCUGAGCUUCAGGUCAAAGUCAGCUAUUUCUAAACACAUGAAGUUGGAACAUUAUGGAGGGAAGCCUUUCAAGUGUCCUCACUGCAACAAGGCAUACAUGUUUGCUGUGAACCUGAAACAUCACAUGAUGUGUCACUUGGACGAGGAUGCCUACAAGUGUCGAGUUUGUGACGUGGCCUUCAAAUGGAAACCGGGUUUGCUCAAACACAUGGAAACUGUACAUUCUAUUAUGAGACCAUUUGAAUGUGAUAUCUGUGGGAAGUCCUUCAAGGUGAAAUAUGCAUUAGAGAGGCAUUUGCUCUGCCACGAGCAACAGCAGAGAUUUGAAUGCGGUACUUGUGGCAAGGUCUUCCUGAAAGAGGGUGAAUUGCGUCGCCAUGAAGUGUGCCACGUGGAGGAGAAACCGUUCAAGUGUGAAGAAUGUGGGAGGAAAUUCAAGCGGAAGCACACGCUCGUGGUUCAUCACAAUGUCCAUUCCGAGGUAAAACCCUUCGAGUGCAAGUUUUGUCGAAAGUCGUUCAAACGAAAGUAUGAACUCCUGUAUCAUCAAACGAGCCAUUCGACAGAAAAACUGUUCAAAUGUGAUUCUUGUGGAAAGGCUUUCAAGCAAAAAGGAACCCUUUAUCAUCACCGCAAAAUCCACGUAGAUGUAAAAUCCUUUGGCUGUGAUUUGUGUGAUAAGGCUUUCAGGCAGAAGAUAGAUCUUGCACGUCAUCAGAUGAUGUCUCUUGUGGUUCCUGUCAUCAAAGAGGAGCCAUUAGACUCCCCAUUCCUUGAAGUGGUGAAUGGCCAGGAUGAAGUCCAAGCUGGGGACACCGAAGAGAGUAUUCUCGGGUGUUCUUGGUUUCCGGCUGAAAGCACUGGAAAUGCUUUGCAAGUGAUCUCUGCUGAGCUUACUGAGUCAUCAGCAUCUCAUCAUGAAGAAUCAUUGCCUGAGAAGGAAGAGUCACACCUGGAGUCACCUGUGUGUGGUCCUUCCUUCAAGGUGAAAUAUGCAUUAGAGAGACAUUUGCUCCGCCAUGAGCGAAAGCAGAGAUUUGAAUGUGGUACUUGUGGAAGGAUGUUCCCAAAGGAGAAUGAAUUGCGUCGCCAUGAAGUGUGCCACUCGGAGGAGAAACCGUUCAAAUGUGAAGAAUGCGGGAAGAAAUUCAAGCGGAAGAGCACGCUCGUGCUUCACCACACGAUCCAUUCGGAGGUAAAACCCUUCGAGUGCGAAUUUUGUAAAAAGUCGUUCAAACGAAAGAUCGAGCUCCAAUAUCACCACUCGACCCAUUCGGCAGAGAAACCGUUUGCCUGUGAUACUUGUGGGAAAGCAUUCAAGCAAAAGGGACACCUUUGGCAUCAUCGCAAGUCUCAUUUAGUUGUAAAGUCCUUUGGCUGUGAUUUAUGCGAUAAGGCGUUCAAGCAGAAGAUCGACCUCGUGCGUCAUCAAGUCUGCCACUCGGAGCUGAAGCCCUUCAGCUGCGAGUUUUGUGGUGAGGGGAAAGGCGAAUGGGACAACCCUUCUGUACCGUCCAUUUUCCUGCGUGCCGAGCCCUCGCAUGAACUUGGGGAGAUGAGCGAGAACCCACCUGAAAAGUUUUCAGAGGGUGAAGAUUCAUCCAAUGAGGAAGCCGAGCACCCUUCACUUCAAAGUUUAGAGAAAGAUCAUCUAACCCAAACCUCAUUUCACGAAGUUAUGGGAUUGCUUCCGACGGAGGAAAGCGAUCCCUGCGUCCCAGAGGUUGUGAUCACCUGCUUCUUCCCGGACAGCGACGGUGAAAGCGAUUCCGGCUCCGAGACUCGCGAGAGCUCGGAAUCGAAAGUGCGCGGGAGGAAGCCGGGGCUGUUUCACCCGACCGAGAGGCCGUUCAGCUGCAGCCUGUGUUCGGCUGCGUUCACUCAGAAGGCCCACCUCCACGACCACUUGCGAUGUCGGCAUUCGAGCGAACGACCUUUCAGAUGUCACAGUUGUAGUCGUGCAUUCAAAUUAAGAGCUUAUCUGAAAAAGCAUCUUGCCACCAUCCAUGGAGAUAAGAAAUUUGGCAAACGUUGCCACAUCGCGAAAAGAAAGUUGUGUCUCGCCCGAGAUGUAUUUAGAAGCGACGAAGAGAAGGAUGAAUCUUCCAACUCUUCCUCACCUGAAUUCAUCACUCCAGACAUUCCUUCCGAAGAAGUGAAGAUGGAAGAGUCUAAGUUGAAGAAUGACACUUCAAAAAUGAAGAUGGAAAUGGUCGAGCCAGAUUCCAAAGAGGCCGUGUGUGAGGACCCCGCCUUGGAGCCUUACGGCCUCCCACCGGAGAAGCCCCGCGGCAGGAAGCCCGGAGCCUUCGACCCGGCCGAACGACCGUUCAGGUGCGAAAGCUGUGAUGGUGCGUUCAAGUCGAAGUGCCACCUGCAGGACCACGUCCGCUCGGUGCACCUAAAGGAGAGGCCCUUUUUGUGUGGCAUCUGUGGACAUGCGUUUUCGAUUAAGGGAAAUCUGAAGAAACACCUGAUGGGAUCUCAUCGGUGGAAGUCCAAAGAAGCCCUCCUGAAAGCGAGCCCUGCCGAAACGAAGCCCGUUUUACGGCAGCGACAGCAGAUCGGUUGUGACAUCUGCAAGCGUGAAUUCAAAUCCAGAAGCCAUUUGCAAGACCAUUUCCAGUCGAUACAUUCGGAUGAGAGGCCCUUCAAGUGUCAGUUCUGCAACCUUGCCUUCAAAUUGAGUGGGAAUCUGAAGAAACAUCUCAUAUAUUCUCACAUUUCCCCAUCGAAAAAGGAGACUAAGGUCGUUGCAAAGAGCACGUUUCGAUUUUCCUGUGACAUCUGUCACCGUGGAUUCAAAUGCAAAAACCACUUACAAGACCACGUGCAAUCGAAACAUUCCACUGCGAGGCCCUUCAAAUGCCACCUCUGUAACUAUGCCUGCAAACUGAGAAGCAACCUGAAGAAGCACGUGAUCCUGUCCCACAACAGCAAAAGCAUACCCACCCUGCCGCCGAGCAAAAUCUGCGGGCGCAAGCCCGGUCGGUUCGAUCCCUCCAAGAGACCGUUCAAAUGCGACUUCUGCGACUGCGGAUUCGCGUCGUCGGGUCAUCUCGACGAUCACGUUCGGUCCAGACACUCGACCGAGAGGCCCUUCAAGUGUAACACUUGUGGCCAUGGCUUCAAAGUGAAGCGAAACCUCAGAACUCAUAAAAGGAAGUGUCACCCAGACGAAGGAGUCUCCAAGAGUCGUUGAAGUGAUCGCACACCGGAACGGCCGUGGAGGAUUGAAUCAUGCCUUACAUCGCCAGUGGUAUUCGUUGCAAGAGGAAAGCCUUUCUGCGUAGGUCUAUGUAUCACCUGGAAAAAAAAAAGGUGCUGCUCAAAAGGUAGCGCUUCCUUUUGGACUCGGAUGAGAUGUUUUCGAGAAUGUAGCCGGUUGGAGUUGCCUUUGACAAGUUCCAUGCAUCCAUGUACUUCAGCUUCCUACAGAAUGAAUGUUUUUUUUUUUGUACCACUCGAUAAGCAAUUAUUUUAGCAUGUGCUCACGUUUCAGCCUCUGCAUGCAGUUAUAUCGAUACAAAUGGUAUGUAAUUGUUCAUGCAAAGGAAUCAUCAAUGCAUGGAAUUUCUUUCACAAGUACUGGACUCAUUUCCCUUCGAGUCAGAUGAAGGCUGAUGAUUGCUCAUUUUGGUUGGUAUUCAUUUUUGCUAGUGUGUGAAUCGAAUGCUUCUCUGUUGCUGCAUCACGAGUUUCUGAAGGAAUAAAUUGCCGAUCGGGC